GGUAUGAUAAAUAUUUAAGAUACAAGUGUUUCGAUGUGUUUUUGGGCGGUUUGGAGUACCGCUUUGUUCGUCCACAUGGAGCUCAGUUUUAUUAUGCUCAAAUUCUCCUUUGGCAUUUUGCUUUCUGUAUUUUGCAUUUUCACUUGUUAAAAUGUCUUCGCGGGAUUCGGUUGGAUCAUUAUCAAAUUCAUCAAGUAGUUCACGGAGCUCUUACACCUCAAGCUCCGGUUCAUUUUCAAGUAUCACCAGAGCGAUAUCUUCUACUUUCUCCGGUCGUUCCACGCCACUACCAGAAUCUCCCACCAGUUCUCUCCCAAGUCCACAGGAUAAAACAUUAGGAAAUGUAUUGAAUGUAACAUAUCUCGAAUCAAGUUCAAGUAACGAAUCUUUUAAUCAUCAAAUACCAACACGAACAAAACUUCCCACAGUCAUACCUGCAGCUCAAAACGGGCCAUCUGCCUUGGCACGACUUCAGGAUGUGCAAAGUGUUUUCUGUGUUGCUUUUGGAAUUUUUGAUCGAUAUUAUAUAGCAUGGGAGGAUAAUAAAGGAGAACAACAUCAAGAGAGCAACAAGCUGCCGCAACUUCUCUACGAUUGGCUAUAUCCCGAAAGUGGGCAAACACGACAUCUGCCUUCACUACAAGUCUCAUUCGGGACCAACGAUGAGUUUUUUGCUUCUGAUAAGAACGACAAGAUUUCAAGUCGUGAUUCUUUGCCUUCGGUCAUCAAUCAUGUAUCUAGAAUGACACUUACCAAGCCCAUUGUGCGAACAAAUUCUCAACCUAUACUCAACCGCAAUGAAGCCGAAGAAAACACCCCGACGACACUACAGGCUUCAAGGUUGAAAAGAAGGAGUACUUUGUUUACCUUGAACUACCAGGCGCAUAACCCUACACGAAACACAAUCGAUAGCAGAGAGACUUUAGAAAAACUACCAUCUCGAACAUCUAUAGCGGAAAACCCACUGUCGACAUACAUCACAAGAAACAACAUUGAGUCACACUGGAUAGAGCCAGAGUCCCAUGUAUUAUCAGGCUUGAGUCGAAGACGAAGCGUAAAGGUCAAUCUACCACGGAUUCGUACCUCUUGGUCAGAGCAACCCACCCAAGACUCGAACAUUUUGAAUCGCGAAAUAUACAAUUCUGAGAGAAACUAUAUUGAUGCUUGCAUGCAAACUGAUCUUUGUGGACACCACCUAGACGAAGUUUUAAGUACCGAAAUAGCACCGCCAAUUCUACCUCAGGGGCCGCAAUAUCAACCAGUUCAGACAAUGCCCUUUGGCUUAAUGCAGGAUUACUUUCGAGGGCAAUACAGUCUUGGAGAUGCGUUAUAUUAUGGAUGAUCGGUAGAAGACAUUUUCUCAAUGCUCAUCAAUACCACAUGAUUAGCUCAGAAAGCUGUGCGAAUUGAUCAGUAGCCUGAAAGUCGGAGAAAAGCCGAGUAAUCUUGUCAAUCUGUGUCUUUAGAGUAUAUUUUUGAUAAGCCCAAACUACCGAGUGGGAAGGAAAGGACAGAUUUUAUGAUUAAUGAACUCAUCGCACGCACUGAUAAAGCUGUAGGAGUUUGAUAAGACACCUCAAUAAUAACAUAACUGACAACAUGUGCAUAGAUCAAUAUUGGAGGAAGCGGUGUAUUUUCGUCCUGCAUGACAAUCAAAUGAAAAACUUCACUGCAACUAUAAAUGAAGACGAGAGAUGCUAGAAAGUGCGGCGAAUCUCCGAGAAUAUACACUGUUGAGGGAAAAGACAAAAGGACAAACUUCUUAAAAAGUCCUCGCCAAACUAUUCCUUUAGAAAGCUGUAUUCAUGUAUUGAAUACGUAUCGGCAACUUCUUGACCGAGACAGCCCCCGGAAAAUAUACCACUAAAAUAGCAAAACUAUGGGUCGCUCCCAGAAGCUUCGUUUUUUCUGCUACGCCAACUCAACAGGCGUUCAUUUGGUCUCAUGGACUUGCCUACUGUGCCAUCAGGGGGUUGAACAGAAAUUAAAACUUGAGGAGGAAGAACUUACCAAUAUAAUGACGAUCAGCAUCAACUAUGCCCUAUAAUUGAUUGAGAUUAGGAUUAGAUGAAGAUAAUAAAUUUGUGUUCGAAAAAGACUUAUGGGAGGAUUAUUGGAAACAAAUAGGGGGAAUUGUGAAAGAAGAAAAGGAAAUAGCAUUUCGAGGAUAAAACUAGAAAAAAAAAAAAAAAGUAGAUUGAUUCUACAAUUGUAAAUAAUUAUAGAAAGUAAAUAAGCACUAAGAAUUGUUAUAAUAUAGAUAGUUAUCGAGAUAGAAGUGUGUGA
Molecule: messenger RNA, 2286 nt
Organism: Botrytis cinerea B05.10
Lineage: Eukaryota; Fungi; Ascomycota; Leotiomycetes; Helotiales; Sclerotiniaceae
Exons: 3
Coding region: 152-1342 (396 amino acids)
Source: RefSeq, a predicted model, not a curated record